UAUCAGAACACAUCAGCUCUCUGUUGCAACUCUCUUUUUAUGCAAACAAACAAGAGUUUCUUCCCCAACAUCAUCAAAUAUGAAGUUCGGCAAACAAUUUACUGCACAAAUGGUUCCAGAAUGGCAACAAGCUUACAUGGAUUACGAUUUUCUCAAAUCUCUCUUGAAGCAAAUUGACACUUUCAACAAAACCCACGCUAGAAACCACCCUACUAGCCACUCCGGUCAGCUCCGGAGAACCCUCACUCUCUACAGAGCUUUUAGCGGCUUAACGCUCCGCCACAGCCAUAGCCACGGCCACGCUCAUGCCCAUGCCCAUGGCCCGAACAGCCAUCCAACAAGUCCUGCAGGUUCGCCUCAGGAUGCGGUGGAGGAGCAGGCGAUAUUGGUGAAUGCGGUGAACCGGGACGGGACGAAGAAGUAUCGGACGACGUUUUUGAUGGCGGACGAGGAAGGAGGAGAGUAUGAGCUGGUGUAUUUCAGGUCGUUGGAUAGGGAAUUCAAUAAAGUAGACAAGUUUUAUAAGUCGAAAGUGGAGGAAGUGGUGAAGGAGGCGAGUGUGUUGAAUAAACAAAUGAAUGCUUUAAUUGCUUUCAGAAUAAAAGUGGAGAAUCCAGAGGGUGUUUGGGAUUAUUCCGGCAACCGGCGGACGGAGGAGAUUACAAGGCUGGCCACUGAUAUUGCUGCUUCAACUGCUGCUUUGUCAUCUUCCACUCCUUCUGGGGUCAGAGCUAGCAGAAGAGUUCAUAUAGCGAUGGAUUCCAUAGAAGAAGGGUCGAGCCACAAUGAGCAUAGCAGCCAUAAACCAAACAAGGAAUCAUGGAAAGAUGAUAACAAAGAUGAAAAUGGAGAGAAGAAAUCAAAGGGUACUGAAGAUAAUGAAGGGCAGGAAAGAAAAAUGAAGGCCAACAGACCACCUCCAAUUGAAGUUCUUGACCGUGUAACGAUGAACACAACUCUAGAGACCCCAAGAUCCACCAUUAAAGGCCUUCUCAAUUUUCCCAAAAAUUCUGAACUUCAAUUCAACAAAGAAAAUCUCAACAAAAUUGAGAACCAACUCAAGAAGGCUUUUGUUGUGUUUUACCACAAGCUUAGGCUGCUCAAGAGCUUCAGCUUCUUAAAUACUUUGGCAUUUUCAAAGAUAAUGAAGAAAUAUGAUAAGAUUACAUCAAGAGAUGCAGGAAAGUCAUAUAUGAAGAUGGUGGACAGCUCUUAUCUUGGGAGUUCUGAUGAGGUUUCCAAAUUGAUGGAGAGGGUGGAAGCUGCAUUUAUCAAACACUUCUGCAAUGCCAAUCGUACCAAAGGAAUGAACAUCUUGAGACCCAAAGCAAAGAAAGAAAGACAUAGAACUACAUUUUCAGUUGGUUUCUUUGCUGGUUGCACCAUAGCUCUUGUUGUCGCCCUCAUUUUUAUUACACGAGCCCGGCAUAUAAUAGACAAAGAAGGCAGCACCCAGUAUAUGGAAACCAUGUUUCCUCUUUAUAGCUUGUUCGGAUUCGUUGUCUUGCACCUGCUAAUGUAUGCAGCAAACAUAUACUUUUGGAGGCGAUACCAAGUGAAUUAUUCCUUCAUAUUUGGUUUCAAGCAAGGCACUGAAUUGGCAUAUCGAGAGGUUCUCCUUCCCAGUUUUGCUGUGGCAACUCUUGCUUUGGCCUGUGUUCUUUCUAAUCUUGACAUGGAGAUGGACCCUGUAACAAAGUCAUAUCAAGCAGUGACUGAACUUCUCCCUUUAGUUUUGCUCCUUGUUGUGAUUGCAGUCUUCUUAUGUCCACUCAACAUCUUAUAUCGCUCGAGUCGCUUCUUCCUCAUAAGAACUGUGUACCACUGCAUAUGUGCUCCUCUCUACACGGUCAUCUUUCCCGAUUUCUUCUUAGCAGAUCAGUUAACCAGCCAGGUGCAAGCACUUCGUAGCUUGGAAUUCUACAUUUGCUAUUACGGUUGGGGAGAUUACAAACAUCGACGGAAUACUUGUGCAACUAACACCGUAUUCAACACUUUCAGCUUCAUCAUUGCUGUUAUUCCAUAUUGGUCACGUCUCCUUCAGUGUCUCAGGCGACUGUAUGAGGAGAAAGACGCAAUGCAGGGGUAUAAUGGAAUCAAGUACUUCUUGACAAUUGUAGCUGUUUGCUUAAGGACAGCUUAUAAUCUGAACAGGGGAAUAACCUGGAAAGUGCUAGCUGCAAUUUUCUCGGCUGUUGCUGCCAUUAUAUGCACAUAUUGGGACAUCGCCAUCGACUGGGGCCUUCUGCAGCGCCACUCAAAAAACCGAUGGCUGAGAGACAAGCUACUUGUUGGUCACAACAGUGUAUACUAUGUGGCAAUGGUCUUAAAUGUUUUACUGAGGUUUGCUUGGCUGCAAACUGUGUUAGAUUUCCAGUUCUCCUUCCUGCAUACACAAGGUUUGAUUACAAUAGUGGCCAGCCUCGAGAUCAUUCGUCGUGGCAUAUGGAAUUUCUUCAGGUUGGAGAAUGAGCAUCUGAACAAUGUUGGGAAGUAUCGUGCAUUCAAAUCUGUACCACUGCCUUUCAACUAUGAUGAAGAUGAUGACAAAGAUGAUUGAAGUUUUUCGGACAGUAUUCUUUCAACAUAUACAGUUUACUUGUUUCUAAAUGUAAACAAUUUUUUUUUCUUUACCGUAUAUAUUUAAUAACACACCAUUGCAAUAUUAUCAUUGCAAUAUCUUUGACCUUCUGAUGAUUCCUUCAAACCUAAUGGAAUUAGUAUAAAAAAAGGAACAAUCACUGCAAUCCGAUCAUAGUUAUAUCCAAAGGGCACAGAAUGAACAAUUUCCGAGAGAACACUGUGCUGCCCACCUUUAUUUCCGGUACUUCUCACACAGCACAGUGUUCUUUCACAUCUAACGACUUCACGAAUUUCGCGUGUUGUCUAUACUGCUACAAGUAAGACACUCUGGUAGACAGGCCUAUACAUUCUAGCAGGGAGAUGGAAAAGAUCCAACCACAAUUGCAGUAAUCGUACAAAGGAAAGGUUCAGAAACUGGAAAUUGAAAUACAGAGAAACUACUGGCACUCUUCCCUGUAAUAAGCCUGAAGAGUGAUCAGUGUUUACAUUAGUGAAGGUUAUGUUCUCUGAAAUACCAAGUUGAUGCACACAUGAGAAGCCUACAGAGUAAAAUCAACAUGAACAUGGAUGAAUGCUGUAAAGGCAUCACUUUCUAAACUUUGGCAGGAAAGGAAACCGCAUUUUUCAGAACUCUUCUCAAUGUUCUCUUGCUCAGUUUGAUUUGGCUCGUUUAAGGCUUCUUCUUGGUGUCAUUUUUCCAAAUCCUUCGAAGGAGUCUCAAUUCAAGAUAUCUAUCGUUGUUGGACUGUUUUUUUAGAACAUCAUUAAGCUUUGGCUUACAGUUAUUAGCUUUGCCCUUGUUUAGUUAUCUAAUGUUUUUCUUGUAUGCAGUAUUUUUGUUUCUUUUUGUAAUCUCUUUUUGUAUCCUUCAACAUUAAUUUUUUUUCAUAUUCUCAAUGAAAAGUUUUGUAUCCUUUUAAAAAAAACAAUAAAACACAUGCAAGUUUUGUGCUUUGUAGCUGAAAUGACAACCAAGUUUUCAAACGCACACAAACACAUACGUGCAUGCAACAACCAUAUAUUUGCAACUCGGAGUUCAGUAGCUAAAGAACCCUAUCUCACCAUUCAUCUCAAAACAUCCUUACAAGUAGCAUAAGAUGGACCUCAAGAGUAUAGAUAGAACCUAGCUUCAGUGUACAUCUGAAAAGAAAAACUAUUAGAUUGCAAAGCAUCAAAGCAAACUCCUAAUAUGACACCCCUCCGGGUGUUUAAGGGGUGAGUGUAUUGAACUUUUGGAACAAAAACACAGGCUUACUGUGAGCCAUCUUAUUAAUCUCAACCUCCUAUAUCUCAAGAAUUUGUACACCAAAAUUUGGAAAAGAACUAUAAACCUGACCGAUCCAUCUCACUCAAAUGGCUCAUCUUGCCGUAAGUUUGAAAGAAAGUAUACCAGUGUAGAUAACUUUUCUGACCGAUCAGGAAACUUUCCAUCUUGCAACUGUCAAAUGGUCACAUUCAUGCAAUAAAUAGUACUGGUUCCAUACUAAUUACACAUAAUUCUUCUUGAUAUAAUUCACAGUGACAGCCUAAUUGGCAAAAGAUCAAAUUGUGCAACUAAACAUCCAAGAUUCAAAUCACAAAACUCCAGUUACCUUUAAAGGAGGAAAAAGAAGGAACAUGUUCAAGCUCUCCUUGAUCCUUACGUAUGUCAUCUUAAGGGUUCCAAGUAUUUUGCCCUCACUAUUUUGGAAUGAUCAUUAAUUUUUCUUAAGUCAUACGGUUUUGAAGGUAAGGAGGGUACUUUUUCAUGCCAGUUCGACAAUUACAUACAUUAGAAGCCUGUAACCAAAGUCUAAAUCUCAAACCAAUAUGUGGUCAAUAAUUUCCUCGUGCAUUUCAUUCUUAAUUAAAAUACAAAAAGCUUUUGUGAGUAACUAUUAUGGGAAAGGAUCUAUAAAAUCCUGAAAUGGGGGCAUUGUAAGCCCCAAACACAAUUAAAAUUCAUAAGCACAUCAUUUAUCACUAAGACGUAAUAAUAGCUACUAAAAGUCUGAUAAUUCUAUCCCACCAGUGUUCUAAGAGUACUAUGAAGAACGAUCAGAUCGUUCCUAAAACAAAUCAUACACCAUAUUACAACAGCAUUCUAUUUUCUCUUGCCAACAACAUUGAAUCGUUCACUACAAAGGGAGACAACACACCAAUCUGAAAAUGGAAAAUGCUAACAGCCUCAAUCCUUUCACCUAAAUCCUAACGAGGUAGAAGACAUCAAAUAAAUAGAAACCAAAAACAAAACUUAUAACUAAGAUACAGUUAUAAUUCCAAAUCACAAGACAUGGUUAGCUUUCAAAUACACCUCUUUUCAACAGUCUACAAGGCUUAAUUCCCAUGCCAUAAACAGGAAACCAACAAAUCAUUAAAUUAGUUCUCCAAAGUCCAGAUGAAAAGUUAAACCAUGCAAUUUUCAUACAUACAAACCAGAAAGUUUCUAAAAGGAAAAAAAAUCACAUGUUAUAUAGUUCACAAAUUAAGUUCUUAUUAAGAACACAGUUCAUACAUGAAGUGAUAGGAAAUGAUUUUUGCUUAUGUUUCCAACUAUAGCUGAAAGGGGGAAUUCAGAUGGAGUCUUUAUCUAAAUGACAAAGGCAGCAUUAGGGAAUAUGAUUGUGAAAAAUUAUAUUAGGCAACAAUGGCAUAAACAAUUAUUCAGAAGUUUGAAUUAAAUCAAAAAAGGUAAGACCUCUUCUUUCCUAUGAUACUUUGAGAUAAAAUUAUCAGCUUCCGUUGCACUAAGACAAAGAGUUUAAGGAAGAUAUCUUCCACAGCCUGUUAAAAGAUAGACUAGAAACUAAAAUACUCUAAAAAAA
Messenger RNA from Benincasa hispida (wax gourd), 5387 nucleotides. RefSeq names its product phosphate transporter PHO1 homolog 3-like. Gene Ontology annotation, biological process: phosphate ion transport; cellular response to phosphate starvation. NCBI's taxonomy places the organism in Eukaryota, Viridiplantae, Streptophyta, Magnoliopsida, Cucurbitales, Cucurbitaceae. Gene Ontology annotation, cellular component: trans-Golgi network; Golgi apparatus; plasma membrane. The record is from RefSeq and is a predicted model, not a curated record. Gene Ontology annotation, molecular function: phosphate transmembrane transporter activity; inositol hexakisphosphate binding.